This is a messenger RNA of Yamadazyma tenuis ATCC 10573, 171 nucleotides long. Lineage: Eukaryota; Fungi; Ascomycota; Pichiomycetes; Serinales; Debaryomycetaceae. The record is from RefSeq and is a predicted model, not a curated record.
AUGAGUCUUUAUCAAAGAUGGAUGAACUUACCUUUAAAGGCAAGGAUAUAUAUCGGAGGGUCGACAUUUUUUGCUGCACUUGCUGCUGACUAUGUUUUAGGGCUGUUAGAAACAGAGGUAGAGGCCAGAAAACAAAUUGAAAAAGAGCUUCAACUGACCGUCAAAAAGUGA